AUGCUGGUGAUGACAUUUGGAAGCGCAUGCUCGCCUUGCACGGCCCAGUAUGUCAAAAAUAUUAACGCACUUGAGUACCGCGAAAGCUGUCCAAGAGCCUACGACUCUAUCACAAAGCAUCACUAUGUUGAUGACUUCGUGGAUAGUUUCGACAACGUUAAAGAAGCCAUUGAAGUAGCCAAUGAAGUCAGACGUAUUCACAAGAAUGCCGGGUUUGAACUACGCAACUUUUCUUCGAAUUCCCUAGAAGCCAAAAUCGCACUGAAUGGUUAUAAACCGGAACAACUGACAAAUAGCCUAGUCACAUUAGCAGUAGAACGCGUUCAUGGAAUGUAUUGGCAACCAAGUAGCGACGUAUUUAGUUACACACUCAAAUUUAACAACGUGGACGCUGAAGUCAUCAGUGGACACAAACGACCGUCGAAAAGAGAGCUACUAAGCAUAGUCAUGUCAGUAUUUGAUCCGCUUGGGUUUUUAUCCAAAUUUAUGGUCAACGCAAAAUUGUUGGUGCGCGAAUCGUGGCGUUACGAAUUGCGGUGGGAUGAGCCUCUGCCUGAACCUAUAUGUAAAGAGUGGGACAAGUGGCGCCGUCAGUUGAAAAAUGUAUUGAAUUUUCGAGUCCCUCGCCGCUAUUUUGCCCGUGGACCACCUGCCGAAGUGCAACUUUACAUCUUCGUAGAUGCCAGUGAGGAUGUAUUUGCAGCCGUAGCCUACUGGAGAGCAACAUAUUCAGAUAACAAAGUUUGCGUCGUACUCGUAUGUGCCAAAACGAGGUGUGCUCCACUGAAACCAAUGACUAUUUCACGCCUUGAAUUGCAGGCAGCCGUCUUAGGAACUCGACUGCUAGAGACUAUCGUCAAAGAUCAUUCAGUUGCAAUCAAAAAACGCGUGAUGUGGAGCGAUUCCAAAACGGUUCUGAGUUGGAUUAAAUCGGGAACACGUCGCUACAAGCCAUUCGUAGCACAUCGUGUGGCAGAAAUUCUCGCCGCUACCGAUGCUAACGACUGGCGUUGGAUACCGUCAGAGGAGAACGUUGCUGAUGAGGCGACAAGACCAAGUACGACAUUCGACAGUCAUCCGGCUUCACGAUGGCUAAAUGGACCGUCAUUUUUAACGGAAGAAGAAGAAGCCUGGCCUACAUUUGAAGGAAUCUCUGAUCUGUUAGAAGAGUGUGAAGAGCUUCGCCCGAAAUUUGUAAUGUUAGCCACGCCGUCAUGUGUUAUAGAUAUGACAAGAUUCUCAAGUUUAACUAAGCUAAAGCGAACGGUCGCCUGGGUCAUCCGAUUUAUAGAUUUGUGUCGUCACAAGAAAGUGGAAGGGUGCCUGACCGCCGAGGAAUUAAAAGUAGCCGAAAUUUUCUUAUGCCGCCUUGCCCAGUCUGCCUCGUACUCACUUAAGAUUAAUCAAUUGAAAGAAGGUGGAAAUGUAGUGAAGGGGUCUGAGUUAUACACACUCUCCCCGUUUAUCGACACAGAAGGUGUUAUGCGUGUUAGCGGACGUAUCGAUGCUGCCAGCUGGCUUCCGUAUGAUACCACGCGACCUACUAUCCUAGCACCAAAUCAUGAUCUCACUCGCUUGAUCUUACUGGACUGUCAUAAUCGGAUGAAACAUCAGAACAUGGAGGCGACGAUAUGUGAGGUUCGGCAAAGAUACUGGGUGCCGAACAUAAGACGUGCUAUAAAGAAGAUCAUAUCGACAUGUCUUAUUUGUAAAAUUUCCAAGUGCAUACCCUCACAGCCUGUGAUGGGUCAAUUACCAAAGGAUCGACUAACGCCGUUCGUGAGGCCAUUUUCUUACACAGGUAUUGAUUACUUUGGUCCUCUCAACGUAACGGUUGGUCGGCGUAAGGAGAAAAGAUGGGUGGCGUUGAUCACUUGUCUAACAACGCGAGCGAUUCACCUGGAAGUUGCUGCCGAUCUUUCGACUGAUGCAUGCAUUCUUGUAAUUCGAAACUUUAUCAAUCGUCGCGGUUUGCCAGUAAGGAUUCGUAGCGACAACGGUAAGAAUUUCGUGGGAGCCAACAAUGAAGGAAAACGAUUUUCCGAGGUAUUUGAUUGUCAUCGCAUUCAGGACGAUCUUGCUGUGAAAGGAAUCGAAUGGAUAUUCAAUUGUCCGAACAAUCCUGCAGAAGGUGGCAUAUGGGAGCGUAUGGUAAGGUGUGUAAAGCGUGUCCUCAAUGUAACUUUAAAGGAAGUUGCACCUCGCGAGCACACGCUACAGAGCUUGUUAAUUGAAGCCGAGAACAUCGUCAACUCCAGGCCACUUACACAUUUGCCGCUGUCAUCAGAUCAGGAUGAACCGCUCACUCCGAAUCAUUUCUUGCUUGGUUCUGCCAAUACUUCGCAAACGCCAGCCGUCAAUGAUGUCGUCACGAAACCCUGCGCGCUUGGUAAACAGUGGCGCAUUGCGCGACAGUUGAGAGACACGUUCUGGAGACGAUGGAUUCUUGAGUAUUUGCCAACACUUACGCGUCGAAUGAAGUGGUGUGAAAGACCAAAACCAAUUCAGGUUGGUGAUCUAGUAUUUGUAUGCGACGUUAACAUGCCGCGGAAGCAAUGGUGCCGUGGUCGGGUAGAAGCGGUACAGCGUGGAUCUGAUGGCGUUAUCAGGAGAGCCGAUGUACGCACCAGCAGUGGAAUCCUUCGUCGCCCCGUGUCAAAGUUAGCCGUUUUAGACGUGGAGUAA
Messenger RNA from Bactrocera dorsalis (oriental fruit fly), 2685 nucleotides. RefSeq lists its product as uncharacterized. The record is from RefSeq and is a predicted model, not a curated record. Lineage: Eukaryota; Metazoa; Arthropoda; Insecta; Diptera; Tephritidae. Gene Ontology annotation, biological process: DNA integration. Gene Ontology annotation, molecular function: nucleic acid binding. The transcript has a single exon. The coding region runs from base 1 to 2685 and encodes 894 amino acids.